Messenger RNA from Ciona intestinalis (vase tunicate), 2072 nucleotides. The record is from RefSeq and is a predicted model, not a curated record. NCBI's taxonomy places the organism in Eukaryota, Metazoa, Chordata, Ascidiacea, Phlebobranchia, Cionidae.
CGUUGCUAAGCUUUUUUGACGCCAUAUUGAAGUUUGAGGCAAAAUAGACCAAAAACGCCCUUUUUGGUCGAAUUUGUAAUAGCAAUAUGGAUAAAGAGAAUCUUCAGUUACAAUUUUCUCGUAUGCAAGAAGAACAACACAAAAAGAUGGCAAGAAUGAAACAAAAACAAGCUCAAAAGAGCAACACCAGUCUUGAUUCAUCAGCAUUUGGUGUUUCUGAUGAACUUGGUUUAAGUUUAAAUGAUGUAAUGGGAAGUUCUACUGUGGGACUUAACACAACACUAGAAGCAGCCAAUACUUCUAUGAGGGAAGAAAUAAGGGAAUUGAAGGAUGAAACUGGCCGACUUCGAAAAGUUCUUGCUGAAAAAGAAUACGAAAUAAAAAAGACAAACAAGAAAAUUUUAAAGUUGGAAGAUGAAAAGAAACUGCUUGCAAAUGCUGGUGUUGCCAGUGAUUCAGCUUCAACUAAAAUAGUCGAACUAUCAAAGAAAAACAGGGAACUUACUGCAAUAAUGGAGUCAGAAAAAGCAAAAACAUUUCGGUUGCAGCAGAAAGUUAAAGACCUGGAAUACAGUGUGAAUAACGCAGUAGCAAAUAGUGGUGGAGACAGCAAGUCAACUAAACCAAUGAACGUCCGCCAAUCAUUUGCUAAUAUGGUUUCAAGCGAUGGUCUUACUUUGCCUGAACUUGAAGAACAAAUGUCAAGUUUAAACUUGAAGUCCGCUGAAUACAGAAACCAAGUACAAGCUCUUAAGCAAGAAUUGAAAGUGGCACAUAAGGUUCUAAGCCAAGAGAUAGGAGAUGAGAGAGUCAACAUACAACUUCUGCUUAAUAGUGGUGGACAAGGCUACAGGGGAAGGGCCCAGCAGGUGAUUUCUCUACAGGGCAAAGUAAAAGAAUUGGAACAACGUUUAAAACAGGAUGAAGUUUUGAGUCCAAAAUCUGACAAAAAUAUGACGAGAAUAAAAAAUAUGGAAAAAUUAAGAAAAGAGCAAAAUGAUACAUUAAAGGAAGACCUACAAAAACUACAGGAUAAUUAUAGUGAAUUACAAAAGAAAUUUGACGCAACAAAAGCAAGAAAUAAAGUUUUAAUGGCCGAAGUAAAAUCACAGAAAUCCCAGGUAGCAGUGUUAUCUGAUAAAGGAGUUCACGAUAAUGAAUUGAUAUCAACUCUCAUGAAACAACAAGAACGACUGCAGAAAAUACUUGAAAGACAAAGUUUAAAAGAAGAAGAUGUUACUAAAAGUGAAAGACAAGUAACACGAGAGCUACAUGACAAAAAGCAACAAGAAUCUGCAGAAGUUACCCGAUUAAAAACAUUACUUUCGGAAAGUGAGAAAAAAGUAAAACAGCUUGAAGAAGAGUUGUCUGCUUCAAGUAGAAGGGAUAGCUUGGAAGGGGAAAGUUCUUAUAAACCAUUGUCAGUAAUUUCGCCACCUUCUACUCAACAGGACAAGCAAGAUACAGCUCAAGCUGCUGCAUCAUUGAAUGAUUCUGAAGAGCUCACACAUUUCAGGGCUCGCUGUGUUGAAUACAAAGCUAUGUAUGAAGCUUCCGAAAUUGAACGAUUAAGACUUUCGGAAAUGGUUGGAGCUCUUAACUCAAGGUUGAAUGAUACUGUUACAAAAUGUGAAGUGUUAAUAACAUCUAAUCACGAUGAUAAGCGAGUUAUUCAACGACUUGAGCAACGAUUAGGUGGGAAAACAGAUCCACAUAAAGAAGAUACCUCUCACACAAGUGAGGACUUGCAAGCACAACUUCUUAUACAGCAAGACGAAAACCAUGCUCUUAAAGAGACUUUGCAAAGCACGUUACGUCACAAACACGAUGAUGUCACAAUGUACCAAGAAUUGAUCCAACAAACUAAACAAGUUUUUCUGGAUGCUCUAAGGAAUUUCAGUGGUUCCAAAUGAAAAUCGCCAGGGUUGACCAAUUCUUUUACCGAGUGUCGUAACACAGAGAAUAUUAACGUCGCGUAUAUUGACUUAUUCGCCACGUACUUGUAUGGUGUUGUUGUUAGUGCUACGUUCUGGGUAUAGAACUUAGAAAAUAAAUAAAAUACAGUUCAUGUA